Molecule: messenger RNA, 769 nt
Organism: Chaetomium fimeti
Lineage: Eukaryota; Fungi; Ascomycota; Sordariomycetes; Sordariales; Chaetomiaceae
Exons: 1
Coding region: 133-714 (193 amino acids)
Source: RefSeq, a predicted model, not a curated record
CGAUCAGAAUCAAUAGUCCGGGCGGACAGCGGGAGAGAGUCGGCGGCGGCUUACCCGCGCCCUGCUUGUCUUUCCCUUCCACCUUCCAUCUCCAUCUCUUCCUGCUUCCCCCCCGUCCCCUGCACUCACUCUAUGAGAGACGACAAAAAAAAAGCUCUGCUUUCCUACCUGGUAACCCUUCCCCCUGCCCUCGGUUGCCACCGCGGCAGCACCCACCCAGGUUUCACCAACGGCACAUCUCGGUUAUCCAUCUAUCCACCCGGCACGCCAGGCAGGGGUGCGUACAGAUUAUGUGCCGUGUUGUCUGUGGGAAACAAGGAAGCAGGGGAAGGGGGUGGGAUACACAGCAGACAGAGAAAGAGAUACGUAGAUAUCGGCUCAGCAGCCAAGACGCGCAUCGGGAAGCUCGUCAUGCGUGAUGGGCGGAAACAUUACGCCAGGGGGGAGGAGCAAACUCUCCUCUGUGCCCCGAUCGCCUCCCAUCCCCCACGAGCCUUUCCCUCCCGGGCUAGACUCUCCGAUCGCUCGGGCAACAGUGCAUGGCGCCGCGGUGCCUGGCGUCGGUACCGGCGCGGUACGUCUGAUACAUGGCCUAGACGUACAUCCAUGGUGGGGGGGGGGAGAAGAAAAAAAUUCGACAUACCUAGGGAGCUGGGGAAAUGGCGCACGAGCGAGUCGUACUCGGCUGCCGAGACGCAGCCAACAUGCGGGUAAGGCCUGGGCUGGAUGGGGGUUGGCAGCCGUGGCGGUCUCCGUCCUUGAAACGGCG